AUGGAGUCGGAGAGGAAAGCUCUCCUUAAAUUUAAAGAUACGAUCAGUCAUGGAAGUGACGGUCUUAUCUCUUGGGAAGCUGAAGAUUGUUGCAAAUGGGAUAGAGUUUUCUGCAACAAUUUAACUGGUCAAGUAACCAAUUUGGAUCUCAUUGGUUUCAAUUUGGCAGGUAAGUUAGAUGCUUCAAUAUGUGAACUUCAACAUGUAACUUCUUUAAAUCUUGAUGAUAAUUACAUCAGAGGGGAGAUUCCAAAAUGCAUUGGUUUACUUGGAAAGAUGAAAGAGUUGCAUCUCAAUGGGAAUGAACUAGUUGGAAUACUUUGCAAAUCCGCCGUCCAUAAGCGAGCUAGUUCAUUCCCAUUAAGAUGCAACUCUUUCAUCUUUCCAAGUAAACCAAUGCAUUUUGGAAUCUUUCCUCUGAUGUAA
This is a messenger RNA of Vicia villosa (hairy vetch), 426 nucleotides long. RefSeq names its product receptor-like protein 11. Bases 1 to 426 code for a protein of 141 amino acids. The record is from RefSeq and is a predicted model, not a curated record. The transcript has a single exon. NCBI's taxonomy places the organism in Eukaryota, Viridiplantae, Streptophyta, Magnoliopsida, Fabales, Fabaceae.